This is a messenger RNA of Aspergillus ochraceoroseus IBT 24754, 659 nucleotides long. RefSeq lists its product as uncharacterized. Bases 143 to 538 code for a protein of 131 amino acids. The transcript is spliced from 4 exons. NCBI's taxonomy places the organism in Eukaryota, Fungi, Ascomycota, Eurotiomycetes, Eurotiales, Aspergillaceae. The record is from RefSeq and is a predicted model, not a curated record.
AGUAUUGGCAUAGGACUGUCUGCCAUUGCCUUGCUGAUCUCUCUUUUCUUUAUUAUUCGGUCCUUCAGGUGUCGAGCCUUUGCUAAAGCACUCGAAUCACUUAGCUAUAUAAGUCUUUCCAUUUCACCUCAAUUUUAAUUGAAUGGGCAUAGACACAUCUCCACCCGAGGUCGAGGAAUCGACAGAGCCUCCUAUAUGUGCUUACUCAGAGGAACAAAAUUUACAACAAACUAGAUCUCUUGGAGAUGUAAAGGCCAGCAGGGACAUCGAGAAGACCCAGUACUCUGCAAACCCGACGACUUUACAGCACGAGACUCGACAGACUCCGUCAAAUCAUGAUCCUAAGUCAGACCUACCAGGUCCCUCGCACUAUGCUCACACUAUCGACCCUCCUGGUCUCUCGCAGCUUUUCAAUGUCCAUCUUCAAAUUGGGCUCUCAAGUUCAGAGGCCGCGGCCCGUCUUGAGCGAGAUGGACCAAAUAGAGUCAGAGAGAUGGAAGGACUAUCCGUAUGGAAAAUCCUGCUGAGGUUCUCUUGAUCACCAUGGCAGUGUCUUAUGGGAUCCAUGAUUAUAUUGAAGCGGGGGUGAUCACUGCAGUGAUCCUCCUCAACAUGAUCGUAGGGACUACCGCGCGGAGAAAACUAUUCUAUCCCUUCAC